Molecule: messenger RNA, 3807 nt
Organism: Eimeria acervulina
Lineage: Eukaryota; Apicomplexa; Conoidasida; Eucoccidiorida; Eimeriidae
Exons: 1
Coding region: 1-3807 (1268 amino acids)
Cellular component (GO): sarcolemma
Molecular function (GO): cAMP binding
Source: RefSeq, a predicted model, not a curated record
AUGGCCUCGGUAGAGCCUGCAGAGCACCCGGACAAUCUUGUGAGCUCAGGGCAGCCUUGUUCUCCGAACCAAAGCAGUGCACUUCCCACAAAAGAUACGUGCGACCGACCCGUGUGCAUGGAAAGGGCCAACAGCAACGCAGGCACCACGGCACAUGCAGGUUUCCCCCAAACUGCAGAUCCAUUAGAUUCCCCGUCAUCAGAAGCUCUGAGAGAGACGCCUCGAACGUUUGGAAGGCGCCGAAGAUCUAUUAGGGUCCCAUAUAAUGCAGCAGAGGUUAGUAGCGGCGGGAGCUUGCCUCCCGAUAGAGAAGAGGGGGGAGUAAAACAGGUGCAAACGAGCAAUGUUAUUGUAGGCCGCCGUCGGGGCCGCGCUGCCCGCAGCUGUUUGAAGGCCGCAGCAGCCUGGCUUGAGGCUGUUUUGCCCCAAGUCUCUUCGGCAGAUGCAUCUAGGUAUUCUGCUGUUGCGGCUGUUGCUAUGCUGGCAAGGGGGGGACGAGUGGGCCGGUCUGCCUUCCCCUCUUGCGCAGCUUCCGCUCCUGAUGCAGCACAGAAAGAAGCAGGAUCAUGGCAGAGACCAUGCGAAGGUUUUCAAGGGGGGAAGACUGCACCUCUCCAAAUUCAACGACCAGAGGCCUCGGACGGGGUAGCAGAAGCAAAUCACGCGCCAGCGACGGCUGUAACGGCAGACCCAGCGGCAGAGGCAAGGGACGCACUUCAGUGCGCAGCAGCCCCUCCAUCUAUCGGUCGCCGUCAACGGAAUAGAAGCUCUGUGGGCCAUUUGGGGCCUCCAGGGACGCCAGAUGUGGCGUCGGGGGGCGCAAUGGAUUUCCAGUUCCCCAUCCUUUUUAAUAAGGCUAUUAAACGGCUGUUGAAGCCUCUCUUCCGCCGAACUGGGCAGCCUCGCCGACAAGCUUGUAGCCGCGCAGCUUCAGCUUCUACACCUGCACCUGCAGCUGCUCCAACUGCCGGUGCGGGGGCUGUUGCGGUGGGAGGGGCGCGCAACGUUCAAAGGCCCCGGCUUCCACCUAGGGUUUUGCUCCGGUCCUGGAGACCCCUCAGUAAGGCGCAGUCGAUACUGGGACCGCGGCAGAUCAUGCAUGCACGGCAGCAGCAAAUGCAAACUGGGCAGCGGCAGUUGCUCCAAGAAGGCUCAGUCGUCAGCGAGCAGCAACGAGGGGCCGGAACAACGCAGCAGUUCCAGCAGCCAGUGCCGCAGCCGCAGCAGCAGCAGCAACAGCAGCAACACGAAGAGCGCGAGGCGGGUCCAGCUGCCGACUUGGCAACAACACAGGAGCAGGAGAAUGCGGUGGGGCGCAGGGCUCUUGAUGAAGGGGCACUACCAACAGAUCAUGCUGCGGGCCAGCCUGCUGCAGCCGUCAUUUCAGGCGCUGCAGAGGGCUUCGAGAGCAAGGGUGGAAGGGAAGGUGAAGAUGCGCCAAAGGACACCAUGCCCAGUAGGGCGGAUGCAGCUGCGCCGGACGUCGUACACGAGCAGAGGGGUGAGGUGCAGCAGCUACAGCAACAGGCGAAGGAGGUGCCCCAGAAGGAGACAGCUGCUAGGCCUUCUCCUGCAGAGCCAACAAUGCCUCUGAAGAAGGCUGUGGGCAGGGGCUCCACACGUGGAGGCCCUGCACGUCGACCCCUCCCAAUAUGCUUCGUGCGGCAGCGCAUUAGUACGCUCUACCGGCAGCUGUGCUCUCUCUUGGCUCCGCAUUGCACCACCAUCUCUGAGUGGACAUAUCGCAACGGGAAUGUAGUGGUGACAGCUGGGUCUUUGCUGUCUCUAACGGCGACCCUGAUGGCGGACAUGCGGCUUCUUCGGACAUUUAAUCUGCUUGCAGGCUUCUGCUACUUCUCUUAUAAUUGGUCUCGACGGCCCCGCCUGACAGAUGCAGCUCUGUGGAAUGUGGUUUUUUUGGUCCUAAACACAGUGAUGCUGUGGCGUGUACAUACGGAGCAUCGGGAGGUUUCGUUUAGCUCGGAUGAACUUGACAUAUUUCAGAGAUACUUCCUUCCUGCGGGGAUGAGUCCGAGGCAGUUUCGUCGAUUGCUCAGGCAAGGCAGUUGGCGGACCUUUCCGCAAGGUUAUGUCUUGCAGCAGGAAGACAGCAGUUGCGAGACGCUGUGCUUUGUGGCGCGAGGGGCUGUCGAGAUAUCCCAAGGUGGAGAAGUAGUGGACACCUACAGAGGGGGAGAAACAGGAGCAGUCCUGGGUGUCGAGCCUUUUCUUUCGUAUGUUGCUGACUUGAGGAGACUAUCAGCGAAGCGUGUCAAGCACACGACUGCAAGCUCACCUGAGACGCUGGCAAGCCAUGCGGACGAAUCCCCUGAGGGGCUUCAGCGCCAUCAGCAGACAGUGCCGGCCUUCGCAGUUGGGAAGGAACACCAACAAGCAACCUCUACAGACCAAAAGCAACAGCGGCAGCAGCAGCAGCAGCAGCCAAGCCGCACAAAGGAAGGCGGAGAAAGAACUUACAACGCGCAUCUGAUGGAGAAUGCGGAGAGAGGUGCAGCCACUAACUCAAAAGCAGUGACGAAUGCAGGUCAGGAUGCUGAUGCCAGCAAGCAGCAACACCAGAUACCCCGAGAGAAACCGUCACAGACAUCACCAACGCCAUCAUUGGAGUGUCCACGGCAAGGGGUCUCUACAAGAGCAUUGCUAUCGGCUGAUGCUGGGUCUGACGGCACUUCGAAUGGUGGACAAGAAAGCGUUUCGGGCACAAGCCUUGUUGCUGCAGCUGCUGAGGCUGCAGCAACUGCUGCUGCUGCUGUGCGCACAGCUGCAGCUACCGCCCUUCUAACCGAAACACCGCAAACAACUGAAGCGCAUCUACCUGCGCGGGCCUCCGCAAAAGCGUCAACUGCCACCGCUCUUGUUCAAGGCGGGGUUUCCUCAGCUGCAGAAGGUGCACGGCACGUCGCCGAAGCUGCAGCAGCGGCGGCCUCAGCCGCAGUUGCAGCGGCAGCCGACGCAGCUAGCUUGACUGAGGCAUCCCAAUGCAGAAGGGCAGGCAUGGAAAGGGGGAUACAGCGACAGCAGCCGCUACGUGAGCGCUAUUCGUCGUUUAAAGGAGAACCAGACGAUGCGGACGGCCCACGGGAGGAGGAAACAGUUACGGCCCCCUCUACGGCCACCUGUAUCACAGAGACGACCGUCUUUUGUUUAGAUUUGAAAGAGUUAGCUGCCUUUGUGUUGCGAGAACCCGGGAAUCUGGGGUUCCCCGUAGUUCAAGGGCUGACGACCUUGCUGGUUAACCGUUCACGUGCCCAAGCCGCUCGACUUGCCAUUCUUAGCUAUGACGCAUUCUUAGCCGGUGUAUUCGCUGACGGGGUUGUGCAGACUGGCGAACGGAAAAUGCUGGAGGAGUUUCGCAGGAAACGCGCCAUCAGCCAGGCCCAGCAUGAACAGGCCCUUGCCCGUCUUGGCUGGACACCUGAGGAGUUCGAGAGAGGCUCCCAAGCAAGCACUGGCGUACUGUCGCGCAUGGCCUUUGGAUUGGGCUCUUUUCUGAGGGGCUCUCCUGAACCUCAUGGGACCACUGACGGCAGCCUACAGCAGCUGCAUCAAGGAAACACCUCCGGCAGGGCCCACAAGGAUGGAGACGCGUUUCAUAGUGUUCUGCCACCUCUGCUUGAAGACUGGGAGCUUGUCGAAGACGAGCGGGCUGUCCCGCCGCAGCCGGCGCCUGGAGACCGACUAUCUACAACUGGUUCAACAAACACUGCAGAGACCCACAGCAGUAAGGAUUGCUUUGGGGAUGCUGUUUCCUAUGCGUUUGAAGCAGAAGCUGCAUCGUUCCAUUAG